GUAAUGGUUCCCUCUCUCCACUCUCACCUCCUACUUCUGACAGUGAGACUGAUGACUUAUCCCUGUGCUUCUGCAUUGCCUGGCACACUACCUUUUUCAUGGUUUUUCUCACUGGAUCUCUGACUACCCAGGCCCCCUUCACCAUGGCCAGCCGGGGUGGGGGCCGGGGCCGCGGCCGGGGCCGGGGCCAGUUGACCUUCAAUACGGAGGCUGUGGGCAUUGGGAAGGGGGAUGCUCUGCCACCACCCACCCUGCAGCCUUCUCCACUCUUCCCUCCAUUGGAGUUCCAACCAGUGCCUCUGCCCUCAGGAGAGGAAGGAGAAUAUGUCCUGGCAUUGAAGCAGGAGUUGCGAGGGGCCAUGAGGCAGCUCCCUUACUUCAUCCGGCCAGCUGUCCCCAAAAGAGAUGUGGAGCGUUACUCAGACAAAUAUCAGAUGUCAGGACCGAUUGACAAUGCCAUUGAUUGGAACCCUGAUUGGCGACGUCUACCCCAGGAGCUAAAAAUACGAGUAAGGAAGCUACAGAAAGACCGGACCACCAUUCUACUCCCCAAGAGGCUCCCUAAGGCCACAGACUAUAAGGAGGAAACAAUACAGAAACUAGAGACCCUGGAGAAGAAAGAGGAAGAAUUAACUUCAGAUGAAGAUGAAGAGAAAGAAGAAGAAGAGAAGGAAGAGGGAGAAGAAGAGGAGUAUGAUGAAGAAGAACAUGAAGAGGAAACUGAUUACAUCGUGUCAUAUUUUGACAAUGGAGAGGACUUUGCGGGUGACAGUGAUGACAAUAUGGAUGAGGCUAUAUACUGAAAAAGGACCCUAAAUAGCACCCUGGAUCUUCAUCUUUCUAAUUUAGGAUACAGAAAGUAACCGUCUCUAUCGUUUGGUUUUGUGGACAAGGAGACUGUUUGCUCUGAGUCCAGAUAACCUGUUUAGUCCCUGGAAAUAGAUGUGGAAAAUAACAAUAGACACCUCUCUUUUCUAACUUUCCCCUCCCUCUACCAUUGUAUCAUUUCUGAUAUCAUGGGGAAAGAGCAGAGGACCAAUGUCUUAAUUGUAUUAAAGGGAGAAAGGAGGGCUGAAAGAAAAACUGGAAUUGUUGGGUCUGAGACAGCUGUACAUAUGCCCUUACCCAUUUUUUAUAAUUCUUUGUGGAGAUAAUUGGGGGUGGGAGCAGUUAAGAGGAGUAAGGCCA
Molecule: messenger RNA, 1188 nt
Organism: Pteronotus mesoamericanus
Lineage: Eukaryota; Metazoa; Chordata; Mammalia; Chiroptera; Mormoopidae
Gene: POLR3GL
Product: RNA polymerase III subunit GL
Exons: 8
Coding region: 99-803 (234 amino acids)
Biological process (GO): transcription by RNA polymerase III
Cellular component (GO): RNA polymerase III complex
Source: RefSeq, a predicted model, not a curated record